Molecule: messenger RNA, 3350 nt
Organism: Sphaerodactylus townsendi
Lineage: Eukaryota; Metazoa; Chordata; Lepidosauria; Squamata; Sphaerodactylidae
Gene: UHMK1
Product: U2AF homology motif kinase 1
Exons: 8
Coding region: 737-1789 (350 amino acids)
Biological process (GO): peptidyl-serine phosphorylation; positive regulation of translational initiation; regulation of protein export from nucleus
Cellular component (GO): nucleus; neuronal ribonucleoprotein granule
Molecular function (GO): RNA binding; ATP binding; protein serine/threonine kinase activity
Source: RefSeq, a predicted model, not a curated record
CCCUUUAAGUCUCCUUUCAGGAGAGAAAGGGGGGAUAUAAAUCCAAACUUUUCUUCUUCUUCAAACUCACUCUCUGAUCCUUUGAACUGGAUAUAUCAGGAAUUGAACUUGGGGUUUUCAGCAUGCAAAGAUGUCACACUGAGCCACGGCAUCUCCUCAGAAGAACAGUUAGUGACUCAGACUUGAUCUCAAACAUGUAAAUGUGCCAGCUUUUAUGGCAAUUGUGUUUUUUAUAUGGCAGGAUAUUAAGGUCCACUUAUGAGAGUAGGUACUUUAUGUGUGGCCACCACUGCCUCUGUCUCAGAAUGUGAGGAAUACACAGAAUAAGCCUUGCUCCUCCAUCACUGAAAGAAAAUCACAACGAUGGCUGUUUCCAUCUACACAACUGUGGUCUCCUUCUCAUUGAGUGUACAUUCCCUUAAAGUUUGGUUCUUGAUGACGCACAUAUUUAGAACUCACCACGUGGUCUAGCGACGUAACACUAGCCCAAGAGUGGCAGGGAGGAAAAGGCAGCAGACAACCUCCCCAAAUGGAGGUUGCAUGAAAACUGCAAGGAAGGGGCAGGCGGAUCGACUAGUGACACUCUGCGGGAGGAAAAUCCCCAUGCAAACAAAAAAAGUGGGAAAACCCACUGCGUAGCAAAGAACUUCAGGGUAAGCAGUGCGUGCACAAAUGGCCUAUGCCUUUGAGACUCAGAGAAGGCUUCCAGACAUGCUGACAUGCCAAGGAAAAGAGGAUGCAAAAUGUUCUUCACACUCCAGGACGUGGAGACAGCUUGUCACCCUAUCUCCCAGUCCUUACCCUGUAUGGGGUGUUUACAAGCUGCUCUUCUAUCAAAGGCCCGUCUCACUCUCUUCUGUUGGAGCUGCUGGACAUCAGCGUGUCGGAGCUCCUCGUGCAUUCCAGUCAACACGGCUGCUCCAUGUGGAUGACCCAACAUUGUGCCCGGGAUGUGCUGGAAGCCCUGGCCUUUCUCCACCACAAAGGUUAUGUGCACGCCGACCUGAAGCCACGCAACAUCCUCUGGAGCGCCGAGCAGGAGUGUUUCAAGCUCAUUGACUUUGGACUCAGCUUCAAAGAAGGGAAUCAGGAUGUGAAAUAUAUUCAGACAGAUGGAUAUCGGGCCCCUGAGGCCGAGCUGCAGAAUUACCUGUCUCAGGCUGGACUGCAAGUUGGAACCCAAUGCACUUCUGCUGUCGAUCUCUGGAGUCUAGGAGUCGUGUUGGUAGAGAUGUUCUCAGGAAUUAAACUGAAACACAUUGUCCAGUCUAGGGAAUGGAAGGCAAAUAAUGCUGCCAUUAUUGAUCACAUUUUUGUCAGCAAAAGUGUGGAAAAUUCAGCCAUCCCAGCUUAUCAUCUCCGAGACCUCCUCAAAAGCAUGCUUCACGAGGAGCAGGAGAAAAGAGCUUCUGCUGCAGAGACCUUGUACAGUCCCUUCUUCAGCAUUCCUUUUGCUCCCCACAUUGAGGACCUGGUGUUGCUUCCAACUCCCGUGUUAAGGCUGCUAAAUAUUUUGGACGAUGCUGCUCUUCAAAAUGACAAAGAAUUUGAAGAUAUAGUGGAUGAUAUCAGAGAAGAAUGUAGCAAAUACGGGCAAAUAGUUUCCUUGUUUGUUCCAAAGGAGAAUCCAGGCAAAGGCCAAGUCUUUGUUGAGUAUGCAAACGCUGGUGAUUCCAAAGCAGCCCAACGAGCCCUGACCGGGAAGAGGUUUGACGACAAGUUUGUUGUGGCGACCUUCUACCCACUGAGUGCCUAUCGGAGGGGAUACGUGUACCAAGUGGUGCUUUAGUCUGCAGCUGCAGUCAGGAGUGGGGGAGCGUUCCCCUGCCCGCCUGGCUUUGCCCGAGUGGUUGUCUUUCCCCACCCCCAAGAGCUGGAACCUGCGCCUCCGCUCUUGCAUUUUGUGAUUCGCAAAAGCGACUCCGAUAGGUCUUGUUUUCGCUUUGAUGAACGCCAACUCUGCCUGCCCCCUUUUCCUCGGUUAACUCUGCGAUACCUGGACUUCUAAAUGCGCAACGGAUACAGGAAUUUAAAAGCAAGCAGACUUUUAGGUCUUCUCAUAGUGGUGACGUUUGAGACGCCUCAGAAGCAAGAAGUACCAAAAGGUGACGUAGAAGGUUGUUGUCGUCUUAAAGUUUCGGUGAAGCCUCACUGGAGCUGUUUGCGUUACCAGUCCCUGACAAGGAAACAGCCAAAUUGACUUCUCCGGAUAUUGAGGAACAAGAUUAGAAACCCGGCCAAGCCUUACAAGCGUGAUUGCCCUAAGCUUGCAAGGAGGCUCUUCUGAGCAUCUUAGCGACAGAAAAAGCAGACAUUUAUUGUAGAAAAGUGUCUUAUUCCAAGUGCAGAACAUCUGUCCUAAAAGCAGGGGAUCUGGGGUAAAGAUGUAUGUACACUUAGCUAGGCAAAGUACCAGAAAAGGUACUGCUUGCCCUACUAGGGUUGGAUCCAGGCAGAAGGUUUCCAUAGAUGGAAAGGGGGGUGAUUUUUGCCUUACCACCCCCCCCCCACUCUCUACGCCCAUUUUCCAAUUCUCUCCUCAUACUGGGAGUAGCGUUGGGAGGCAUUUGGGGAUUGCAAUAGAAGAGGGGGAGGCGAGAAACUCGUGCUGUGUUUACAGAGAUCCUUUCUGCCCGUGGAAAUUUUCCGUGGCUCCCAGCUGUGACUUCCAGCCAUUUCUUGCAGUGUGCAGAACCCUUUCUCGCGGGAGCCGGUGUGUUUUUAGUUCCACGUGGGCUUGCACUGGACAGCUUUGGCGCCUCUAAAACGCUUCUUUAGGCGGAGACUUUAUUUCAAAGGUGACCCUGAAUUUGUGUGGGAUCUUCCCAGCAUCAUUUCAGGUGUCCUCUGAUGGUUCUCCAUCUUCUCCCGCUGACUUGCCUGACCUUGCUCUCUUGCUUAUUGUGACAACACACUGUAGAGCCGAUCCUUAUCUAGCUGGGGGUGGGGGGGACCAGAUUUUUGAGCACAUUUUCAGGCAGAAGGGUUUUUUAAAAAAACCCGUAUCAAAACUUGAAGCUUGUCAUAGAGUAUGCAAAGACAGCGACUCUGUCUGAAGACCAAACGUAUCGCUUUGCACUUUCAACUGGUUGAGCCAUGGAUCUAGUUGAGAGCCGACCGCGCUCACCCGGCCAGUCUCCAUCUGUCUGCCCUGAUGACAUAACGUUAGCACUGCCCGUCUUGACUGUAUUUUGACCGUUUCCGAGUGUUUACAUGUUUUCUUUGAGAUGUAAUUAAAUAUCUUCUGUCCAGAUUAUUUAAGGGAGCCCGCACUCUGUGCACCGCUGCUGAGCAGCCCCGCUCCAGAAAAGUGUUCUGAUAAAGGAAAAAUUAAAAAAAAAUGAAUACUG